Messenger RNA from Meloidogyne enterolobii, 639 nucleotides. The record is from the annotation of a GenBank genome assembly. NCBI's taxonomy places the organism in Eukaryota, Metazoa, Nematoda, Chromadorea, Rhabditida, Meloidogynidae.
AUGGCUAACAUACGUAAACGUUUGACUGAAGCAGAGGCACGUGAACGCGAAUUACAUGAAAGAUUAGAAAGAAGAGAAAGACAUAUUGAACAAAUGGGGCGAGUACAAAGUGAUAAAUUGGCUGAUAAUGAUAAAUUAAAUAUAGCUUUACGUCAAUGGAGAAUUGAAAGAGAAGAAUUAACAAAGAAAACAAUUAGAACGGAAGAAGAAAAACAGGCAAUAAAUACACGAUAUUCUGAAGCAAUAAAUCGUUUAGAUUUAUUAGCGAAGGAAAACAAAUCAUUACAAAAAAGAAUUGCUCAUUUACAACAAAAUGAAUUAAAAAUAUCCGAACAAUUACAACAAACACAAAAACAAAUAAUUGAAGAUAAAGAAGAAAAGAAAAAAGAAUUAAAAGAAAUAAAUACACAAACAGACGAUUUAAUUAUUCCCUCAGUUUCAAUUCCUCCAACAACACCAAGAACAUUUUUGGAAAGUGAAAGGGAAUUUAAUAUUUUAAGAGAAAGUCAAUUAAAUGAAACAAAUAAAUUUAGUAAAUUUAUUGAAGUUGAGGAAAGGGAAAGAAAAUUAAAAAAUGAAAAUAGAGCUUUAAUUAAAGAUUUAAGAAAGGUAGAUUUAUUAAGUAUAAUUAUGAAUUAA